Messenger RNA from Lates calcarifer (barramundi perch), 1877 nucleotides. It is a transcript of the gene rhno1, whose product is annotated as RAD9-HUS1-RAD1 interacting nuclear orphan 1. Gene Ontology annotation, biological process: cellular response to ionizing radiation; DNA damage checkpoint signaling; recombinational repair. Lineage: Eukaryota; Metazoa; Chordata; Actinopteri; Centropomidae. Gene Ontology annotation, cellular component: nucleus; chromosome. The record is from RefSeq and is a predicted model, not a curated record. The coding region runs from base 179 to 1081 and encodes 300 amino acids. The transcript has 3 exons.
CCAAUCAGAGACGCCAAUCGUGGAGACUAGGAAAUGGUAAAAAGAAGACGGAAAACUAAAAAAGUUCAGAGUAGACAAUGGAAUAAAUAACGUUUACAUAUAAAUAGUAAUUGUAUGUUGCAAAGCCUGUUUCUUACACAAAAAAACACGUCAAGGCGUUCGGCAAUGAUCUCUAUUAAUGCCCCGUAAAGUCAUAAAAACAGAGAAGCCUCCGCUGCUAUUUCUGGACCGGCCUGUGUGUGGAGCCAGACUCCAGAAUGUGCCCGAAGUCCGAGCAGCACUCAACCCCAAAGAAUUUUUUACAGAGACACAAGCACACAAUAGAUCAGCUCUGAAUUCAUGGGUAACCCCACAGUUUGACACUUCAAUUGCAGCUGCACCUCCAGUGAGACGGGGGAGGAGAAAAUGCCAGUCUGCCACAAGCAUCCUUGACAGUUGCAGUCAGCUGUCCAGGAAAAGCAGUGUGUGCAAAUUCCCCUCAUUAUCGUUUCAGACAAGGUCAAGAGACCAGUCUCAUCAAGCAAGGAGCACACGCACAAAGAAAGCUACAGAGUCUACUGUUGCGUCUGAUGCAGGAAAUCAACCACAGGAAUCUGGCCAAAUCAAAAAGACAGUUCCAAGUGCACAGUACUUAGACACACCAAAGAGACAGCGGGCCUCAAUCAGAAAAAGGAAUGUGGAGAGAUUUUCUGAUGGUGCUGCAUCCUCCAGCAGAUGUUUGGAUCAUCCUGAAACUCCGUCUAUUCGAGGGGAGAGAUGCAGAAUUACAGCAGAUGGUGUUUCAACACCUGCCUCCAGUGAGCUCAGCACCACUGAGGUCAGCAGUGUUGGUCCAGCACCUGAUGUGGACACUCCAAAACUAAUACAAGAGCGGAGUAGUUGUCCCUCCUCCUCCUCUGUACACUUGCUACUGGCUCAACCAUGUACACCGCCAUGUGAUCAGCCACCUGACAUUUUGGUGGCUAACACACCAGAGAGGGAUUAUGGGUUGAAGGUGACAUGGAGGAGGAGGAGGGGUCUGAUGCUGUUGUUAAAAGAGAGGGGCCAUCUCUCUGAUUCAGAUGUGCUAACUCACAGCUGAUGUUAAGGUUUGAUAAGAGCAGGGUUAGGCACUGAUGCCAACAGAAAGGAAACACUUAUUAUUCACUGGACCACUUCUGUGAUCAGAAUUCUUUAUAUGAACUCUUUUUUAUUGAGCUGAAUAGGGCUUCUGCAUUCUAAAACGAUUAUCUCAGUUCACUGACUGUUUAUGUCUUUGUAGUUUGAUUGAACCUCAUAAUGAUAAGCCAAGGAUGUAAUGAAAUAACACUCUCGCCAACCUUCGCACAGCCCUGGUAGUUAUGACUGUAUGAGUCAAAUCAAAUACUGAAUAAAUCAAAAUUGCAGUUUAAUUACUGCAAUAUCCAAGUAGCAAGCCAUUUUCCAUAGGUUUAGAUAGAUUCCAAUUAUACUGUGCUGUUAAAGAUUAUGUUGCACAUCAGAAGCAAUCAAAUCCGAUCCUUUUAUGCAACUGCAUUUAAAUAUUGAUAUAUGGAAAAAGGCUGUGCCUACGUGGGCUGUAACUGAUACCACAGUACCAAAAUCGAGCAAUCUCAAUACAGUUUUGUCAGUGACAUAAAAUCUUGGGUCAGUGGUUUAAUAAAGCUGGGUGGUGCAGUGGUAUUAUUUGAACACUGUUUUUGGUGAUUGUGGACAAUGCUGUGUAACUUAGAAAGAUCAUGUUUUUCAACUAUGUUGCAAAACAAAUGUGGAAUAAAUAUACUGUAUAUGUGCAAAGAGAAAACUGUAUUCUUGGUCUAUAUAGGAGGCAGCAGUUAUUCCUGUGCAAAUAAAAACUAAACAUAAAUACAAUACAUAUUGCUUAAUAAAAUAAUCUA